GCACACAUGGAUGCAGCAGGACUGCUACUGACCACUGUCUACAGACCGCUGCAAGAAGUCGCCUCCCACAAGAACCAACAGGCCGACAUGCUGAUCUGUUUCAGGGAGAACAUCGACUCGGUCAUGAAUCAGGCCUUGAGAGAGGUUACACAGGCAGAGUCCAAGUAUCACAACUCCUUCCAAGAACUCGCCAGUGUUUUGGAUAGCCCCACGACCGAGGGGGAGGAGGUCAGGAGCAAACUACACAAGUGCCACAAUGAUUAUGUUUUGCAAAUCCGAGCCACAAACCGGACAGUGGACGAGUUUAACCGAAUCCUGCCUCAGAUUUUAGAGGCAGCAGGAGGAGAUAAUUCAGCUACAUUUGUCCUUCCACAUCACGCAUUCAAAUCUGCCGUGUCGCAGUCCAGUAACAAG
Messenger RNA from Candidula unifasciata, 414 nucleotides. The record is from the annotation of a GenBank genome assembly. NCBI's taxonomy places the organism in Eukaryota, Metazoa, Mollusca, Gastropoda, Stylommatophora, Geomitridae.